Messenger RNA from Chinchilla lanigera (long-tailed chinchilla), 3828 nucleotides. It is a transcript of the gene Panx2, whose product is annotated as pannexin 2. Gene Ontology annotation, molecular function: channel activity. NCBI's taxonomy places the organism in Eukaryota, Metazoa, Chordata, Mammalia, Rodentia, Chinchillidae. The record is from RefSeq and is a predicted model, not a curated record. Gene Ontology annotation, biological process: monoatomic cation transport; positive regulation of interleukin-1 production.
AGGAACCCAUUUACUGUUACACCCCGCACAACUUCACCCGCGACCAGGCGCUGUACGCCCGUGGCUACUGCUGGACGGAGCUGCGGGAUGCGUUGCCCGGCGUAGACGCCAGCCUGUGGCCGUCGCUUUUUGAGCACAAGUUCCUGCCAUACGCGCUGCUGGCCUUCGCCGCCAUCAUGUACGUGCCUGCGCUGGGCUGGGAGUUCCUGGCCUCCACCCGCCUCACCUCCGAGCUCAACUUCCUGCUACAGGAGAUUGACAACUGCUACCACCGGGCGGCCGAGGGCCGUGCGCCCAAGAUCGAGAAGCAGAUCCAGUCCAAGGGGCCGGGCAUCACGGAGCGGGAGAGGCGGGAGAUCAUUGAGAAUGCCGAGAAGGAGAAAAGCCCGGAGCAGAACCUGUUCGAGAAGUACCUGGAGCGGCGGGGCCGCAGCAACUUCCUGGCCAAGCUGUACCUGGCACGGCACGUGCUCAUCCUGCUGCUCAGCGUGGUGCCCAUCUCCUACCUGUGCACCUACUACGCCACACAGAAGCAGAAUGAGUUCACCUGUGCGUUGGGUGCCUCCCCCGAUGGCCCAGUGGGCGGGGGGCCGGCUGUGCGCGUCAGCUGCAAGCUGCCGUCCGUGCAGCUGCAGCGGAUCAUCGCAGGUGUGGACAUCGUGCUGCUGUGCUUCAUGAACCUCAUCAUCCUCGUCAACCUCAUCCACCUCUUCAUCUUCCGCAAGAGCAACUUCAUCUUUGACAAGCUGCACAAGGUGGGCAUCAAGACCCGACGGCAGUGGCGCCGCUCCCAGUUCUGCGACAUUAACAUCCUGGCCAUGUUCUGCAACGAGAACCGGGACCACAUCAAGUCGCUCAACCGGCUAGAUUUCAUCACCAACGAGAGCGACCUCAUGUAUGACAAUGUGGUGCGGCAGCUGCUGGCCGCGCUGGCCCAGUCCAACCACGACGCCACUCCCACCGUGCGUGACUCGGGCAUCCAGACCGUGGACCCCAGCGCCAACCCCGCUGAGCCCGACGGCUCUGCUGAGCCGCCCGUGGUCAAGCGGCCACGCAAGAAGAUGAAGUGGAUCCCCACCAGCAACCCGCUGCCGCAGCCCUUCAAGGAGCAGCUGGCCAUCAUGCGCGUGGAGAACAGCAAGGCUGAGAAGCCCAAGCCUGUGCGCAGGAAGACGGCUACCGACACUCUGAUCGCCCCACUCCUGGACGCAGGUGCCCGCGCUGCACACCACUACAAGGGCGGCGGGGGUGAUACGGGUGCCGCCACUGCCCCAGACAAGAAGCAUGCACGCCACUUCUCCCUGGAUGUGCACCCCUAUAUCCUGGGCACCAAGAAGGCCAAGCCCGAGACGGUGCCCGCCACCCUGCCCGCCUCCCGCAGCCAGGAAGGCAGCUUCCUGUCCCAAACUGAGGAGUGCGGGCUGGGCCUAGCCACAGCACCCACCAAAGAUGCCCCGCUUCCCGAGGAGACCCCAUACCCUGCAGAGCCAGCCCGGCCUGGACUUCCUGCUGGGGGCCCGUUCCACGUCUGCUCACCCUCCGCGCCGCCCGCUGUGGCCCCUCUGUCACCAGCCAGCCUGGGCAAGGCCGAUCCCCUGGCCAUCCUGAGCCGAAAUGCCACCCACCCCCUGCUCCACAUCAACACACUGUACGAAGCCCGGGAGGAGGACGAGGGGGGCCCCCGGGUACCUCCGGACAUGGGCGACCUCAUCGCCAUCCCCCCACCCCAGCAGAUCCUCAUUGCCACUUUCGAGGAGCCCAGAACAGUCGUGAGUACCGUGGAGUUCUGAGGGACGGGCCCCCUGGGCCCCCUGCAUGAGCGCGUGGACACGGCUUCUGCCUGCCCGGCACUGCCACCCCAGCCUCUGCCCGCGUGCCGGGGCUCAGCACCCUUGCGCUGGCUCACUGAGGCACCGAGGUGAGGGGGCUGGGGCGGGGCAGAAGCGAGGUGCCGCCCAGCCUGAUGCAGGCACCGUGCUGGGUGCCAGGCUGCGAGAUGAAGAGUUUUAUUUUUUUAGCCAGUUUUGUUGUGGGCCAAGUCUGGCAGGACAGCUCGGUGCCCCCAGGGCAAGCAAGGAUACUGGGGAAGGUGGCACUGGCCACAGGGCCAUGCCCCAGGGGUCACCCACAGAGGAGCUCCACCCCUGCAGGGACCUUUGCCCUCGGCGGGGAGGGGCAGCCCGGGGUCCAAAUCAACAUGCACUUUCUCCCUGUAGCCUGACAUACACUUUAUUUUACUAUGACUACUGUAACUAACGAGCAUAUUUAUCAUCAGGAGACUUAGGAUGAGUUUAAAGCAAGGGGUGGUGUGUGAGUGGGUGUGAGUGGACAAGUGCAGGAGUGAACUGAGAGUGUGUGGGGAGAGGCCUGGUGCCACUGUACCAGCAUUUGUGAGUAGGAAUGGGUGCAAGAGAGCUUGAGUGCGUGUGUGUGGACUGACCUGCGUGUGCAAGGGGCACCAUAUGCGUGUGAGCCGGGGGUGAGGGCAGGUGGGCGCCAGCACGUGAGUGAGGGAAGGGGUCCAACGCAAUAACCACCACUCCUGGGCCCAAGCUGCAGUCCAGUUACCUGGAGCCCAGGCUGCCGCUGGCCCCGCCCCUAUUACCUCAGCCAGCCACGGCAGCUCAUGACGCAGUAUUAACGAGGUAGCACUGACCAUAUCAAUAAAUGUUAUUCUGAUAACUGCUGGUCCUGCCACGCCCCACUCCCUGCACCGCGCCUCCUGUCCAACUUUCAGAGUGGUCCCUGGCUUUCUCGGUUCUCAUGGCCGCCUACCAGGAUACAGGGGUCUUGAACCUCCACCCCACCGUGUGAGGGAGGUGCACCUGUGGCUUCCAAGGGAUGUGGCUGAAGCCUGGCCCCAGGCACAGGGAGACAAAGGAGUGUCCCCGACCCUGGUGCAGGGAGACAUCUCUUGGGUCAGACACGUGGGGAUGGGAGGCAGGUCAGGUGUUCUGCCUGGGGGACAGAGCUGACAGUCCAGAAGGGCUUCACAAGCAGGUGCCUCGGUGGUGCUUAUCUGAGGUGCUCGUCACGGUGGGGGUCCAUGGACAGGGCUUUCAAACUGUAGGCCCACGGCCCAGCGGGGCCCACAGAAGGCCAUAGCCAGCAACCCCACGUGUCUGAACCAAAGUUCCUUGGAGGCAGGGGCUCAGGAGCUGGGCCCCAAACCCCAGGGAGUGGAGUCGGCUGAGGUCAGAGUGGGCCCUCCUACUACCUGGCUUGGGCAUCGUGGUAGCUCCCUCAGCAGUCCCUUCACUGGAACAGCCCUGGGGGACAGGGCAGGGCUCCCCAGAGUCCCUGGGAGUGGCCAAGGUACAGCCACCACAGCCCAGCCUGGACAGGAGACUUCUUCCACUUACAGUGUAGCUUUUACCAUCAGCUCUAAAGUGCUCUAACUGUCCCGUCUGGUGGGCACAGCAUAGGGGACGCCUGCCAUGGGACAGACAGGUGACAGCUCACAGGUGCUGAGAGGCUGCGCCACCACGCAAGGAAGGACAGGCAGAAAGAGGAGGAGCAACGUGGGCGGGCAGUUCUGCUGUGGCUCCCCGGGAACAGCAGGGGGCGCAGCUCAGCGGCUUAGGCUCUGCCAGUUUGCAGAACCUCAGCAGGUAUGGGCACAGGGCGUCCCUGGUUGCCCGGCUGGUCCCGGUCCCCGAGUGGCGGGGCCGGUGGACGGGGGCCCAGGGUGUGGAGCUGACGGGGUGCAGACUGAGCCAGUGGUUCACACAGUGUUGCUGCUGGCUCUGGAGGGGCAGCUGCCCAGUGUCAGCAUGUCCCACCGUCAAAGCCUCAGAAGUGCAGAAAAUAAAAGUCGUGGUUAACACA